Messenger RNA from Paramuricea clavata, 8923 nucleotides. NCBI's taxonomy places the organism in Eukaryota, Metazoa, Cnidaria, Anthozoa, Malacalcyonacea, Plexauridae. The record is from the annotation of a GenBank genome assembly.
CUGAGUAAAUUUGGGUAUAUAUAUGGUAUUGAAUAUGAAAAUAUCUGUGUUAAAAGAUAUACAUCAGCACUCCAAUAAUCUUUUUGUAAGGGGCUAUUUAUAGAAAUACUUGAACAUCGAAUGAUGUAUAUUCGAGUAUAUAGAUCUCCUGGCUUAUAGGGGAAAUGUCUGGGGUUUGGCAUACAUGGAGUCAGAUGGCCCUGAAAUCUUUUAAUUUGCGUGCCUUUUGGAGACAACGAUUCGAUCAUUUUAAUUAUCACGUUGGUCAAAUUUAGCAUAUUUUCUCCCACUCGUGCGGGCUCACAUGUCAGCGGACACCUCGCACAAAAUUAGGAUAUAGAUUCAUGUCUUGUAGUUUGCGGAGUCAGAGAGUCAGCAUGUUGAAGAUUUGGCGACUGAAGUUACACACUUUAAAAUUGUUAGUCGUGAAAUGUUCUAUAAGUAAUGUUUACAACAUGAGCGGCCGUGUUGUAUCAGAUAUGCAAACUCGAGCCGAAGGCGAGAGUUUGUAUAUCUGAUACAACACGGACGCGAAUAUUGUAAACAACUUAAAAACGGCUCAUCUUAUGAGUUCAUUGGCGAAGUACAUAUACAGAUACGACACGCUUAUGAUUUUUCUUUGUGUUUUCUUCAUGAAUUAUUAAUGAGUUUUUUAAGGCAGGAUACAAGGAUUGCCUUGGUUGAAAUUAAUUUUGAAAAAAAAUAUUGGGAUUGAUAUGUUCUCUAUAAAAAAUGAAUACAUUAGUACUUAUCUUCUUACUUAUGCUUGAAGAUCUUUGCUCCUGACCAGGUAUUGUACUUUCCGUACGUUGUCACACGAAACUGCAAAUGAUAAAAAUAAAAGUCAUGAAACCAACUUUAUUUGCACUGGUAGCUCUUAUUUCUUAACUCUCUGUACAAAUCAGUUCAGUUCGUAUAGCUCUCUCUUUAUUGAACUAAAUUUGUAUUAAUACUGGAUAGCUCUAUCAGUUCUAAACUGUUUUACCGUUCUAUCUUGAGGUCCAUGCAGUAAGUUGGCACUUAUAUUGAGUAGUGUUAUACUACAGGAGCUAUAGGAAACAUAAACUAAACUAACUUUAUUUAUACUGGAUAGCUCUAUCAAUUCUAAACUGUUCUCCCUAGAGGUCCAGUAAGGAUCACCUCUCAUUGAUCCAGUGUUACUACAGGAGGAAACCUAAACUAAACUAACUUUAUUUAUACUGAAUAGCUCUAUCAGGUCUAAACUGUUCUUCCUAUAGAGGUGAGAGGUCCAGUAAGGAUCAUCUCUUAUUGAUCCAGUGUUACUACAGGAGGAAACCUAAACUAAACUAACUUUAUUUAUACUGGAUAGCUUCACUGUUCUCCCUAGCUAUAUAGGUCAUGUAGGGAUCAUCUCUUAUUGAGCCAUGCAAUGUUACUGCAGAAAUAAGCCUACAUUAAACUAAGUAAAUUUUAUACAUAUAUAUAUAUAUAUAUAUAUAUAUAUAUAUAUAUAUAUAUAUAUAUAUAUAUAUAUAUAUAUAUAUAUAUAUAUAUAUAUAUAUAUAUACUGCAUGGAUAUCUCUAUCAGUUUUAAUUAAUUAAAUUAUUCUCCCAGAGGUCAAGUUUGCAAGGCCAAGGAUCGAUCAUCCUUAUAUUGGGCCAUCUUUUGAGUUUUGUAGUAAUCCGGCCUGGCUGUAUAUACAAGAAAUAUUUGCUCAUUAAUCCAUGCAUGAAAAGAACAGUUUUAUGCACUGUAAAUUUUGAAUAACUUAUCUUAAGUUAAAAAACAUUCUUAUAUAAUUGUGCAUGGCUCGACGGUAUAAUUAUUCCACUAUCUCAAAAUCAAAAAUGGGGACAAAUCUUAAAAUCUCAAAUUUUAUCUCAGAAUUAAUUUUUUUGCUUAAAUCAGAAUUAUACUCAUCAUGUCAAACGCGAAAAAAUACUUGAUGCAAUGUUCCACAGGACAAUUCUUAUAUAGCCACAAUUCGCAGUGCAAGUCUUUGUCGAGCCAAUCAAAUUUCAUGAAAACAUAAUUUACAUUGCGAAAAUUAUCCCUUGGGACAUUGCGUUUGACGUCAUUAUAUAUAUAUAUAUAUAUAUAUAUAUAUAUAUAUAUAUAUAUAUAUAUAUAUAUAUAUAUAUAUAUAUAUAUAUAUAUAUAUAUAUAAAUAUAUAUAUAUAUAUAUAUAUAUAUAUAUAUAUAUAUAUAUAUAUAUAUAUAUAUAUAUAUAUAUAUAUAGUUUUUCGUUUUACCUCAAAAAACCACAACAGUCUGUUUCAUCCGUAUAGGAAUCAUCAGGUGGUCUGAUGAUCCCUAUACGGAUGAAACAGACUGUUGUGGUUUUUUGAGGUAAAACGAAAAACUAUAUUACGCUCUAUCUAUAUGGUAUUAUAUAUAUAUAUAUAUAUAUAUAUAUAUAUAUAUAUAUAUAUAUAUAUAUAUAUAUAUAUAUAUAUAUAUAUAUAUAUAUAUAUAUAUAUAUGGCCCGCCCGGCAGACGAACAGUCCACCACGACUCAAAGUAAAAAAGUUUAUUACAAACAAACUCAGACUAAAUUUUCGACUUGCAUGCCGGAACCUUCGUCCGCGCGAUAAGGCAUCUACUUAGCUUGACGAAUGUACACAGGUUACAAUACGCAGUUAAAUUUUGUCAGCAAAACCGUGGAGCAAUAAAGUCAACAGAUUUAAAGAGCACAAACUCAAAUUAAGCGCACAAGCUGGGCAAUAGUCUUUGUUACAAAAGGUGUAAAAAUCUUAAUGCCAUUCUGGCGCUUAGAAAUGGCCAAUAUCGUCAGAUAAUAUACCCGUGCUGCGUAUAUAAUACAGUAAUAACUCGGUUACAUAUUUAAUUAAAUGAUUAUAUUAGCGCGACAUAUAUAUCCCUGUAUAGCAGAUGUUUAGAGCGCUGUACAUGACAUUGAAAAAUAAAACCCUUAAGAUCGCUCGUAUAAACAUUAUUAAAACUUCAAAAGUAUGAUUGCCAGGCCCUUGACUUGAAUUCGUUUAUUUGAAUUCCUUAUAAAGCGGCAUAAGCUAAAAUUGUCUUUAUUGGGCAGGCCACUUGAACUCGAAUGCCGAAAUGCAUGAAGCGUCUUUGCGCUAUUUUGUGACGUGUCUUUACUUAAUCUCAUUGUCCGUUGCUUUUUUGCCUAAAAUUUUUAUCAUUAAGAGGAAAAUCUUUCCCGUAGUAUAAAUAAUAUAAAUCACAGUUUCAAUCAAACGAGAUUUCACAGCGUAAAGGUGGGACAUUGUGCAAAGACAAUAAAACUGCUGGGGCAGCCAAUAACACGAAAUCGUAAGCACCUGUCAGGGGUUGGAACUACGCAUGCGCGAGCCUCUCCACCCGCGGUUACCAUAGCAACGACCUGCUUAACUGUCAGGAUAUGACAUCGCGACGAUUGGCGCGCAAGCUUUUCGAAAUGUCAUAUAGCAUAAAACGCCAAACUGCUUCAGGAUCGCGCACAGAAUCCACACAUCGUUGAGUAAAGAGGAUUUGAAUAUAUCCAGAUAAUGCCGAAAUCGUUCUUGGUCAAAACCGCAAAGCGUAGCCACGGAAUGGCUCAAAGUGCACUUCACGGCACUAUUAACCAUGGUAAGGCUUGGAUUUAUUUCUUACUAUACAGAUUCAAUACUUAAUUUUAGUCUUAGGGCACAAAGUCUCGAAAUCAACGCCCCCCAAAAACGCAAUCUUAUCGAGGUUCGAUAAAAAGUUCAGAUUUUGUUACGAAUCCUUAAUUGAUCGGAUAUUGGGUUUAUAAUCCCCACAUUCGCAACGCUAAGGCCAUAAAAUUAUAAAUGAACCGUUUAUUUUCGUAAACGGAUCAAUUUGAAGUUCGUAGACCUGCAAUGUCAAAUAGGGUUCGCUUCGGUAUUGUCAGCCUAUAGCUAAUAGCGGAACACCGAAAGUAGUAAAGGCAAGGUGUAUAGUACAAUUUAGUUAAUACUUAAAAGUUCUGAACAGUCAAAGACAAUCGCAUGCCAUUCAGAAUAAAUGGUUCCGAUAUACGCACUAAGUAGGCUUAUCUCGAUAAUAUAAUACAAUAAAUUAUUAUGAGGCUAAAAGUCGUUAUCAAUAUUAGUAUACUGCACAACCCCGUGCGUUUCCCAACGAGUGUUAUUAACAAAUCAGAGAGGUGACAUUAAGCCGAUGUUUGAGAUUUUAGUUCGGCAUAUUCUACCGAAAGUUUACAUAACCGUUGGUCUUUUGGCGUGGUUUUUACGGGUGGGAUUUUAUUUCUAAAUUUUAUUUUUAUUUUAAGAUGCAGAUUCGAAGGCAAGUUUAGAAAACGUAACGGCAGAUGGCGGCCAUGGAAAUUUUAAAACCUCUCAAGUUAGCGUGCUAAACCACUUACGAGGCAUCGCCCCCAAACAGGCGAAUGAAAUUUACGAAAAAUCCACAUUCACUCAAUUCGCAUCUAUUAAUCGAAGCAAUUCCGGACUAAAUAACGGUAAGAUUUAAAAUUCCUCGAUAAGAAAUCUUAAUAGAUUUAACAUCGUGUGUAAUUAAUACUGAUUUUUGAGAUUUACAUUGUCUAGUUGUCGCAGCAUCCAGCGAAUUUUUAAUCCUUAUGGCGUAUUAUACAAGCCUUUGGUUUUGUUGAAAAUCUGUUUUCGCCAAUAAGUGGGGGAAGGCUUUUACACUAUGCUAAUUUCUAAAAGAAAAUCGAACAGUUUGCAGUGCGGAAUUGUGAACAAGUACAAUUCGCGUGUUUAGAUUUUGCCAAAAUCCACAGGAGAUGCCGAAGCGAUGCAUUUAACCUAUUCCGAGCUUGUAUUGAACUAAAAUAUUUCUUGUUGUCAGGGGUAAAAAAAUAUUCUAAAGAAAAUAACUUAUAUUUUGUUUCAUUAGUUAUAAAAAAUUAUCGAUAAUUCUGCCUUUGCUAUAGUUACAAAUAUUUAUACUUUUAUGUUGGGACUAACUACUGCUAGGUGCAUAUAUGACCAGAUACUUUAUUAAAAUUGUAUCUUUUAUUAAACUCUGAGCUAGCAAUUAAAUUAAACGGUAUUUUUUAUAAAAUGGUGCUCCUCAAGGAUCCAUUUUGGGUCCUCUUCGUUUUCCUACCUCUGUGGAUCACAAUUGUCAGCUACUGUAUUGUAAAAUGCAUUUACAUCAGAUAUCUUAUGUGGUUAUAAGGAUUCUCUGUAGUUUUUUGGCAGAAUACUGGAAUAUGUUGAUACCGCUAUAACUAAAUAUUUUUAUACUACUAUAACUAAAUAUUUUUAUACUUUUAUAAUAAUUUGAAAUUCUGAUGUUGCAAGAGCAACAAAAUGUCAGUUAAUUUUUUUUAGUUUAAUAUUUGUCGAACAGUGGCUAUAGUAUAUCUGUCUUUUAAUUUACUGCGUCCUCUCCGGGCAGUGUCUUGCAGUAAUGGAUAUACUGUUAUCUUCAGUUAUUACUAGGGAGAACAGUCACAACUGACAGAGCAAGUUUAGUUAAAUACAAAGAAAAGAUCACAUUUUUUCAAAGCUGCAAUUCACAAUGGCCUACAUGUUGGGUAUCUUGUGCAAUGUAUUCUAUGGUAUAACGUGGUAUGGUGGACUUGGGGCGCUGUAGCCAAAUGAGUUAUCGACAUAUUAAAAAAGUUCAGGUGGUUCUUUAUUCAGUUCCUGGUUCUAAGCCCUUUGCUCGUUCUCACGUCACCAGCCUCGUAGCCAGGGCUAUAUUUCACUCAGCCACUCGUUAAAACGAGUUUGUCACGUCAUUUGCCAGCAACAUGCAUGGACAAGGUUCAAAAGCUUUACACGACACUCGCACAAGUGUGUUGUCCCUUAAACUACGUCAUAAUUUAGGAACAUCAAGCACAUGCUAUCAAUUAAAGAAUACCAAAUCAUUCCAUGCGUACAAAAUACAAUACAUAGGCACGUGUUUUUAGCUUUUCGUAAGCCAAAUAAGGGAAGUUCCUUAUUUGAUAUCUGUAGACUUGGCGAGAACAAUUUAAGACUGAUAAACCCAUCCAGCAGAAAUAAAUUUAGUUUUUGUUUAGUCUGGCUAUAGUUUUCCUUCUGUGGUAAGAUCAAUAAUAGUUAGAACUGAUAGAGUUAUUCAAUAUAAAUAAAGUUCGUCUAGUUUAGGUUUCCUCCCGUAGUAACACUGGAUAUGGGAUGAUCUUUACUAGACCUCCAGGAAGAACAGUUUAGAACUGAUAGACAGCUAUCAAGUAUAAAUAAAUUAAGUUAGUUUAGUUUAGGUUUCCUCCUGUAGUAACACUGGAUCAAUAAGAGAUGAUCCUCACUGGACCUCUAGGAAGAACAGUUUAGAACUGGUACUGCGAUAGAGCUAUCCAGUAUAAAUAAAGUUAGUUCAGUUUUCCUCCUGUAGUAACACUUACUGGAUAUCUAAGAAUAGCAGUUUAGAACUGAUAAAGCUAUCCAGUAUUAAUAAAUUUAGCUAGCUUAGUUUAGGUUUCCUCGUGAAGUACACUGUCACUGGAUUAACAAGAAUCACAAGCUCCCUAUACUGGACCUCUAAGGAGAACAGUUUAUAAAUGAGAUUAGUUUAGGUUUUUAGUUUAAUGAAAGGCAAGGAAGAACAGCAUGUAACAAAAGGAACUUAAGAUGUUAUACCAUGCACCAAUCAUGCAUCCACCUACGCCUCUCAUCUCAAGCACGCGGUAAAGACCACCUCUAUUGAAGAAAACCUUUUGGCAUGUCAUUUUGUCAGAAGUUAAUUUCGGUUUCGUCCUUUUGUGCGUAAGCAGUUAAGAUGUUGUGACGUCAAUUUGCCACCAAAAGUCUUGCUCUAAUGUCAACAUGCGAUCAAAGCAAGCUCCUACAAUACGACCUAAAUCUUGCAUGCUUUUGUGACUCUUGAAACGAUUAUCACGUUGCAGUCUAAGCGGCUCAGGCCCACGCAAGUACUCAGCUUCCUAACAUUAGAGAACUCUUUCGAGUUAUUAAAAGCUGUAUAAAGUAAAUAUUUUUACCGCGUUUUCAAGUGUUUAAUAUAGCGGUCCCGACACUGAAUUGAACGCGCAGCCGGAUCUUAAGUGCCUUUCUCAAAACAACGCUUUGACUAAAAUACUGAGACUAUAUAAAAACUUAUUGAAACAUACUGAAGGCUACAUAUGAAAUUACUCAACUCUAGUUGUACAUGUGUUUGUAAAAUAAAAUCUAGCUGCAAGAAUCAAUAAAAACCACACACACACUACAAAACUAUGGUGACUGUUUUUUUAGGAAACACUGUUUGACAAUUGAAAAUAAAUCCUUAACAAUUCGAAGCCAUCUUUGUCAUCAUGUCGUAAUUUUUAUCUUUUGUUUAGUUUGAGUUUACAAAUUAUAUUUUGGAAGUCAUACUAAAUUGAACGUUUUCGGAUGCCGGUGCUGCAAAGACUCUGUUUAGGCUUUUGACGAGCAAAUUUAAUUUCUACAAGUUCUCAAAUGUCAUGCAAUUUUCGUUGCCAAUUGCACGUGCGUACCACGUGCAACAAUCAGUUUAUUGAGUUCUUGGUAUAUAGAGCAUGAUUUUGUAUACGGCAAAAAAUCUAUGGACACAAGUGUAUAUAUAAUAUACAUGCGUUUGUAUAUUGGGGAAAACUCUACUCGGAAGCCAUAAGCAUGUACAAGAUUGACACGAACUUUGAAUGUCGUCUAAACGUCUCAUUAAUCUUCAUCCAUCAUGCAAUGUCACGAGAACAUCUGCAAAAGCGAGACAUAAAGAAUAUUUUUGAGCGGAGAAAAUACGCCAAUUGGCAGUUGUAAUGACAAUGUACACACAGGUGUAUAGUACCGAGGUGGGCGUACAAUACUCAAUACAUGGCCAUGGCACAGAAUAGAUACCGGACCAGAAGGGACACUCCUAUGUGUUUUGGCUGAAGGAAAACGUCCGAAAUUUUUUUUCGUGCUAUGACGCCAUCCUGGAGUGCACACGGAACUUUGUACCUAUGUUUUCCUAUGAAAAACUUCCGUGUGCACUCCAGGAUGGCGUCAUAUGAUGGCGUAUUUUCACGUCAGCACUCAACAAAAUAUCGUCUGAGUGACACUUCUGGUUCUGUAUCUAUUCUGUGGCCAUGGGCGCUCACAAUGUACUUAAUAAUCGUAUGCGGACGUGACCGAAAUACAGUUACGUAUGUUUUAUUUUUGGAUUUGUUACCAGUUUAUAGUAGAACCGUCUUCUCUUUUAGGUCCAAACUAUCCACCAAACGACGGCAAUCUUCACUUACAGGACUUUCUGCCGCCCUUUCCCUUUCCUGUGAACCGCUGGCCAAACACGAGAGGACCGCACCUCUUGGACUACUUCACUAAGAAACCUCCGUUCCGCAGUAUGCCAGAAAUCAGAGAAGCAGCCAAAUUUCCCAUCAAGACUAAAAUAACCGAGAAUUCUGCGUACGAGUGUGUGAAAUGCAACAAAGGCUUCGCCACACCCCACGGACUCGAGGUUCAUGUCAGGCGUACACACUCAGGCAGGCGUCCCUACGAGUGUCAGGUGUGCGGGAAAACGUUCGGGCACAGUGUGAGCCUGGAACAACAUGUCAGCGUACAUACCAACGAAAAGUUGUUUUCGUGUAAACAAUGCAACAAAACGUUCAAGCGUUCAUCGACACUCUCCACCCAUAUGCUCAUACAUUCGGAUACGCGCCCGUUUCCCUGCGAAUAUUGUGGCAAGCGGUUUCAUCAAAAAAGUGACAUGAAAAAACACACGUACAUUCAUACCGGUGAGAAACCUCACGUUUGUCAAGAAUGUGGCAAGGCGUUCAGUCAGUCGUCAAAUCUCAUCACUCACAGCAGAAAACAUACUGGACACAAACCGUUCAUCUGUACGAUAUGUUCCAGAGCUUUUUAUAGGAAAGUUGAUUUACGAAGGCACGCAUUCACACAUGAAAAUAUAAAGCGCUCUAAAUUACUGUAAUUCACUAAGAACAAUGGAUUUAGAAAACAUAGUAUAGAAACAGACCUUUCAUUUGUAUAAUACGAUGUUCUACGCCUUUUUAUAGUAAAGUUGACCGAUGAAGGCACAGAAAUCCAG